Molecule: messenger RNA, 665 nt
Organism: Megachile rotundata (alfalfa leafcutting bee)
Lineage: Eukaryota; Metazoa; Arthropoda; Insecta; Hymenoptera; Megachilidae
Product: odorant receptor 33b-like
Biological process (GO): detection of chemical stimulus involved in sensory perception of smell; sensory perception of smell
Cellular component (GO): plasma membrane
Molecular function (GO): olfactory receptor activity; odorant binding
Source: RefSeq, a predicted model, not a curated record
ACCUAUGGACGCAAUGACAUUUUUUCUGUAUCUUAUCGCUGAAAAGUUUCAUUUAUUCAUUCUCAGCCUGAAUGGACAAAUUUUACUGAAUCAUGCUGUAGCUCUGACAGAUAAAAUAUUCAGCUCGAACUGGUACGACAUUCCGGUAAAAUAUCAGAAGUCACUUUACAUGAUGACAAUAAGAUGCAGCAAAGCAUGCAUGCUGAGCGCCGGCGGAUUGUAUGACAUGAACAUCGAGAACUUUGGAAAAGUACGUGUUGAUACUAGCACUGAUAAACCUGUUACGUUUGAAAAUACGUUAAUGACAAAUCUGUUGUAUUUAAAAGACAGUUAAGGCAUGCAUAUCGUAUUUCACGAUGUUUCUAUCAGUGAGAGGAUAAUGUUUACAUCUAUAUAUGUACGUAUUUAACUGAUCGCAACCAUGAUGAAAACAAAAUGGAACUUUAGCGUAAGUUGUUACUCUGAUAAUCUGUAUCCUUUACGUGAUGGUAUGUUAAUUAAGAUUAUAAGGAAAUGUAAACCGACAACACAUAUACAAAUAAAAUUGUUUAUUCAUAUUCUGUCUUAAGCAAAAUCAUCACACUAUAUUUUUGCCUAAUAAUUGAACGCAGAAAUGAAGUUAUGCAAGAUGAAUAUAGUUCAAAAUAAACACAAAACUAGAAAGA